Messenger RNA from Colletotrichum acutatum, 1575 nucleotides. RefSeq names its product GMC oxidoreductase. NCBI's taxonomy places the organism in Eukaryota, Fungi, Ascomycota, Sordariomycetes, Glomerellales, Glomerellaceae. Bases 1 to 1575 code for a protein of 524 amino acids. The transcript has 4 exons. Gene Ontology annotation, biological process: secondary metabolite biosynthetic process. Gene Ontology annotation, molecular function: flavin adenine dinucleotide binding; oxidoreductase activity, acting on CH-OH group of donors. The record is from RefSeq and is a predicted model, not a curated record.
AUGCCCGAGAACCUCAAGGUUUCCUUCCUCACUCGGACUUCAGCCUUUACCGACCUUCUUUGGCCCGGACUCCAAUCCGUACCCCAGCCCGGCCUGAACGGCAGAACCGGUAAUGUCUUCAUUGCCAAACAGGUCGGAGGUGGUGCGUCGGUGAAUGCCAUGAUGAACAUGCGCGGCUCGGCCGAAGAUUACGAUCGCUGGGCUAGCCUUUUCGGAUCCGAGGCCCAGCAGGGAACUGCCAACUGGAGCUGGGAUGGCAUCUUGCCGUUCUUCAAGAAGGGCCUUCACUUCACUGAGCCACCUCCUGAGCUGACCGAUAACUUCGACAGUGUCAAGUAUGACGCCUCCUACUGGGGAGACUCAUCGGAGAUCUACGCAGGAUGGCCCCGAUUCUACUACCCCGGUGUCAAGCCCCUAGUUGAAGCUUUCAAAGAGAUCGACGGGGUGGAGUUCCCGGCUGACAGUGGUGCCGGCAAGCCCGGUGUCUUCUGGUUCCCCACGCUCAUGGAUCCCCGUACCGUCACCCGCUCCUACGCUGGCACCGGUCACUAUCUCAACGUCAAUGCCACUCGCCCAAACUACCACCUUUUGCUCAACACUCAGGCCCGCAAGUUGAUUCUUGAUGACAAGCUCUGUGCUACAGGUGUUGAGUUCCCAUUGGGAAACAACAGCUUCGUCACUGUCACUGCAAAGAAGGAGGUCCUCCUCGCUGCUGGCGCCAUCCACACUCCCCAACUCCUGCAGCUUAGCGGCAUUGGACCCAAGAGCCUUCUAGAAGCUGGGGGCAUUGAUGUUCUUGUCGACCUCCCCGGCGUCGGCCAGAACUUCCAAGACCACAGCAGUCUCUCUACAAUGAACAUUACUCGCCCCUAUUCUAUUGCACUGACUAACUUGGCCGGCUGGCUCCCUUUCACCGCCGUGUCCGACCGGGCUGAGGAGCUCGCUACCAAGUUGGAGCAACAGGACUUCGCUAGUCUCCUGCCGACGGAUGCCGCGUCCACAGUUGUCGCCGGCUUCGAAGCGCAGAUGAAGAUCCUGGCCGCACAAAUGCGCUCCAAGGACACGGCAUUCACUCGCAUGCAGCUCAUCGCAAACCAGGGAUCUCAGGGCCCCGUCGCGAUGCAGUCCUUCAGCCGUGGCACCAUCAACAUCAAUACGAGCGACCCGUGGAAUACUGAGCCCGUGAUUGACUACCGCGCCCUAUCUAACCCUAUCGAAGCCGAUUUCUUUGUCGAGUCGAUCAAGUUCCUCCGCCGCUACAACUUCAACACCUCCCUGGCCACCGAGUUUGACCCGGUUGAGUAUGCACCCGGUCCUGAUGUCACCUCGGACGAGGAUCUCAAGGCUUACAUUGCCGGCGCCAUGUCACCGACUGAUUACCACCCCGUCGGUACCGCGUCUAUGAUGCCACUUAACCUGGGCGGUGUUGUCGACCAGACAUUGCGGGUAUACGGAGUGAAGAACCUGAGAGUCGUUGAUGCCAGUGUCAUGCCCAUGGUUCCCAGCGCCAACACCUGUCAGCCUACUUAUGCUCUUGCGGAGAAGGCAGCGGAAAUCAUCAAGCAGGGCGUCUGA